AUGGCGGUUCGCGCUCAGUUUGAGAACUCCAACGAAGUCGGCGUCUUCUCCCGCCUGACCAACUCGUACGCCAUCGUCGCCAUUGGCGCCUCCGAAAACUUCUACAGUGUGUUCGAGGCCGAAUUGCAAGAUGUCAUUCCCAUUUGCCAUGCGACCAUUGCCGGCACCCGGAUUGUCGGUCGUCUCACAGCGGGCAACCGUAAAGGCCUCCUCGUCCCCACGACCACGACAGACCAGGAACUGCAGCACCUGCGCAACACGCUACCGGACUCGGUCAAGAUCCAACGGAUAGAAGAACGGCUCUCAGCGCUGGGCAAUGUCAUCUGCUGCAACGACCAUGUGGCGCUGAUACACCCGGAUCUGGAGCGCGAAACCGAAGAGAUCAUCGCCGACGUCCUGGGCGUCGAAGUCUUCCGACAAACCAUCGCCGACAACGUCCUCACCGGCUCGUACAUGGCCCUCUCCAACCAGGGCGGCAUCGUCCACCCCAAGACCUCCAUCCGCGACCAGGACGAGCUCUCGUCCCUGCUGCAGGUGCCGCUCGUGGCCGGCAGCGUCAACCGCGGCAGCUCCGUCGUCGGCGCCGGCAUGGUCGUCAACGACUGGCUCGCCGUCACCGGCCUCGACACGACGGCCACGGAGCUGAGCGUCAUCGAGAGUGUGUUCCGACUGGGCGAGAUGGGGCCGCGCGGCAUCGGCGGCACGCACAAGGAGAGCAUCGUCGAGAGUUUCUAUUGA
Molecule: messenger RNA, 738 nt
Organism: Aspergillus terreus NIH2624
Lineage: Eukaryota; Fungi; Ascomycota; Eurotiomycetes; Eurotiales; Aspergillaceae
Product: translation initiation factor 6
Exons: 5
Coding region: 1-738 (245 amino acids)
Biological process (GO): assembly of large subunit precursor of preribosome; ribosomal subunit export from nucleus; maturation of 5.8S rRNA
Cellular component (GO): preribosome, large subunit precursor; nucleolus; cytosol
Molecular function (GO): ribosomal large subunit binding
Source: RefSeq, a predicted model, not a curated record